AUGAAAAUUAUUCACAAAAAAACCACAAUGUUUACAUAACAUCUACUGGGGGAUAUAGAAUUUCAAAUUAUUAAGGUUAAGAAGGCAGUAAUGAAAUUCAUGAAAAAUGAAAUUUUAUUUUAAAUUAAUUAUACUGGAGUAAACUUUACUUUUGGUGAAUAUAGCAUCAUUCAUUGUUAAUAUGAUCCAAAAAAUAAUACAUUAAAUUUAUUACAUUAAAAUGUAUAUAAAAUAAUAAUUAGGAUGGAAUUACAUAUUAAAUGGAUAUAGCUAAUAAUAAUUUAGAAAUGUCCCCUUGUGUUAUGCUAUAUGGAACAGCAGAAAUAGAAUAAAUAUGA
This is a messenger RNA of Paramecium pentaurelia, 338 nucleotides long. NCBI's taxonomy places the organism in Eukaryota, Ciliophora, Oligohymenophorea, Peniculida, Parameciidae. The record is from the annotation of a GenBank genome assembly.